Molecule: messenger RNA, 570 nt
Organism: Drosophila simulans
Lineage: Eukaryota; Metazoa; Arthropoda; Insecta; Diptera; Drosophilidae
Exons: 2
Coding region: 25-462 (145 amino acids)
Source: RefSeq, a predicted model, not a curated record
GGCGAAUGGGCGGGUGAGGAGGGGAUGAGAGCCACCAACUCACACGCCUCAAUUUUGGUCCGGAGCAGAUGGGGCCGCACUUUAAUGGAAUCAAACGAAAUGGCAUUGAUCGCUGAAGGCCAACGGACCCGCACCCGCAGAAUUCAGAAGAUCAACUCGAUUCGGCUUGGUUCGGAUCUGUCAGUCAGACCGCGUAUUGUCCGAGUAUUCGUAACUGGGAUUUGGGUCGUGGUCGUUGUGCGUUGUGCGUUUAUAUCACUAUAUAGAUACAUAUGGAUGGGAUUGGAUCACUUGGGGAAACUACGCGUAGUGCGUAGUUUGCUUUAUUGCAUUGGACAGCCCCUUCACCUGAUUUGCCACACAAAAGGUGCCAACCGCCGCAACUACAAUCCCAUGAGAUCCGAAACUGAAACCGAAAUGGAAACCGAAAACGAAACGGUAAACGGGGAAGGCAAAGUGUGACUGACUCUCCCUAUUGCUUUGAGCAUAUACUGAAAUAAACAGGGGCUAAAUAAACAGGUUUAUAAAAACUUUCUUUGGUUGGUCAAAUGCAAAUCACAUUUAGUCUAA